GCUCGCGCUCAUCUUCAGUCAGUUCACUGCGCGCUCGCUCACUGUCCGCGAGAGUCAGCUGCAGCCACUUAGAGACUAUCUCUGACAAACAGCCUUAUUCAAAGGAGGAAAACGCCAAGACUUCUGACAUCUCUUGUGUAUUUUGGGGGGGUCAAAUACAACUAUCCAAAGCGACAUGUGGAUUUACAAAAUUUUGCUCUGUGUGGCCGUUUUGGUUUACUCAGAAACAAAGAGGCAUGCCCUGCAAGACUACCAGAAGACUGAUGCCGUGCACUUGGUCACGCCACCUGAUGUGUCCUACAUGUCCAAAGGCCGCAAGAUGAGUAUGGGAAAGUGUGCACGUCGCUGUAGCCGCAACAGGAAGCUCCAGUUCACCUGCAGAGCAUUCAACUUUGAUCAGAAAACUGCAAAGUGUCAUUUACUCUCCUAUGACAGCCUCACCGUCGGUGUCCGUAUGGAGAAUAACUUCAACUUUGAUCUAUAUGAGAAGAAAGACUUCAUGAGAGAAUGCAUCAUUGGCAAUGGACUCAACUACAAAGGAAAGAGAUCGGUGACCAAGAGUGGAGCCCAGUGCCAACUCUGGAAUUCCAAAACACCGCAUGAACACAAUUUCUUACCCCUGAGGCACAAGCACAGAGAUCUACGGGAGAAUUUAUGUCGUAAUCCAGACAACACCACAACAGGUCCUUGGUGCUUUACCACAGACCCCAAAAUAAGGCACCAGGACUGCAGCAUCCCACAAUGCUCGGAAGUGGAAUGUAUGACGUGUAAUGGAGAAAGUUACCGUGGACCAUUGGACCACACGGAGAGCGGCCGGGAAUGCCAGCGCUGGGACCUUGAUGAACCACAUAAACACCUUUUCCACCUUAAAAGAUACCCCGAUAAAGGUCUAAAGGACAACUACUGCAGGAACCCAGACGGGCGCCAGAGACCCUGGUGUUUCACCACCGAUCCGAGCACUCCAUGGGAGUACUGUAACAUCAAACAGUGCGAUUCAGACAACGGCGGUGGCAUUGACAACACAACAACUUGUUUCCGUGGACGUGGAGAGGGUUAUCGUGGAACGGUUGGCAUCACCCCCGAGGGAGUGACCUGUCAGAGAUGGGAUGCCCAGUUUCCCCAUCGACACUCUUAUACUCCACAGAAUUACCGUUGCAAGGAUCUCCGGGAGAACUACUGUAGGAAUCCUGAUGGUCGACAUCUCCCAUGGUGCUUCACGACUGACCCCAAUGUACCUGUGGCAUUCUGCACCAACAUCCCUCGCUGUGGCAUUACACUAUCUGACCCUAAAGAGUGUUAUACGGGCAUUGGUGACACAUACAAUGGAAAACGGGCAAAAACACGCUCUGGCAUCCCUUGUGCUCCAUGGAAAGACCACAGUGAAAGUAAUGAAAGAGAUGUGGACUUGCUGAUGGGUGAACAGGCGGGGAACUUCUGCAGAAACCCAGACAAGGACAAACAUGGCCCGUGGUGUUAUACCAACAGCUCAUCCAUCCCCUGGGAUUACUGCUCUCUCAAACCCUGUGAGCCCUCACAUAACAGUCUACCACAAAAAGAUGAGGGUACAAAGACCUCAUGUUUUGUUCACAAGCAGGUGAGAAUCGUCGGUGGUGGGCCUGUCCGGAUUAAAGAAGGCAGCUGGAUGGUCAGCAUACAGAGAGGGAGCACUCACUGGUGCGGAGGUUCUCUGGUCAGGGAGGAGUGGGUGCUGACAGACAGACAGUGCUUCUCGUCAUGUGUGCCUGACCUAUCAGAGUACAGAGUUUGGCUUGGUAUAUCCCAUUUGAACGAGUCGGGUGAAAAUGACUUCCACAGACAGGAGAGGAGAAUCUCGCAAGUCAUCUGUGGCCCGGAAGGCUCUAGUCUCGCUCUGCUCCGACUGACUCAACCUGCACUCCCAAGAGAGCAUGUCAGAAUUAUUCAGCUGCCUGUGGCGGACUGCAGCAUUCAGGAGGACACCAUAUGCUCUGUGUACGGCUGGGGUGAGACCAAAGGCACUGGACAUGAGGGAACAUUGAAAAGAGUUAAUCUGCCAAUAGUGAGCAAUGAACGAUGCCAGCAGCUUCACAAAGGGACAAUUCCGAUCACCAGUUCAGAACUGUGUGCUGGUGGCAGGAGAGAUGAAGGAGUGUGCGAGAAAGACUAUGGCGGCCCUCUAGUAUGCCAAGAGAGUAACAGUAAAGUCAUUGUCGGCGUGAGCAUAAACGGCAGAGGAUGUGCCCGACACAACCGACCGGCCAUUUUCGUGAACGUGGCCUUCUAUACUGGAUGGAUUCAUAAAGUAUUCAGAAAUUAUCCAAACUCAGAACUAAACAACUGAUGGAGAAUAAGCAGGCUUGAACAUACGAUUUGAGAACAAAAAUUCAGAAUCUCCAUAAAUCCGACAGGUUAUUUCUUGAUUUAAGGGUCACCUGAACAGCUCUUGUUGAAAAAGUUCUUGAGAACUUUCCCAGCUUGGCC
Messenger RNA from Sinocyclocheilus rhinocerous, 2460 nucleotides. RefSeq names its product hepatocyte growth factor-like. The record is from RefSeq and is a predicted model, not a curated record. Lineage: Eukaryota; Metazoa; Chordata; Actinopteri; Cypriniformes; Cyprinidae. The transcript is spliced from 18 exons. Gene Ontology annotation, molecular function: serine-type endopeptidase activity. Gene Ontology annotation, biological process: proteolysis. The coding region runs from base 176 to 2320 and encodes 714 amino acids.